This is a messenger RNA of Scheffersomyces coipomensis, 1874 nucleotides long. RefSeq lists its product as uncharacterized. The record is from RefSeq and is a predicted model, not a curated record. The transcript has a single exon. Lineage: Eukaryota; Fungi; Ascomycota; Pichiomycetes; Serinales; Debaryomycetaceae. Gene Ontology annotation, molecular function: 2-oxoglutarate-dependent dioxygenase activity. Bases 245 to 1444 code for a protein of 399 amino acids.
ACGUAUAUGUAAGGCUUGAGCAUCCCCUCUUUGUUAUCUUCUCCCAAUUGUGUUAAAUUAAAGAGAUAUAUUUAAGCAAUCCGAUUAGUGGCUCGGAUAACUAUUUUGAUUACAAAUUUCCACAUUCAAUUAGUCAUUAUAUAGGUUUACAAAAUUGUGCCCAAAUAUAAAUAUUAAUUUCAAUUAUAGUUGAUCUUUCCCAGGUGUGAUUAGUAAACACUUAAUUUGGACUAAUUAAAGAAAAAUGACUCUCAGUGUUGAAGAAAUUGAUAAGAAGUACAACGUUAGACCAUUUGUUGAUCCACAACCAACAUCAAUUGAUGUCAAUCCUUUAACUUUGACUGCAAUUGAUUUAUCUCUUUUUAGAGAAGGUGAAGAUGGCUUAGAAAGUAGACAGAAGUUAGCUUCCAUUUUAGAAAGUUCAGUGACAACAUAUGGGUUUUUCAAUAUCAUUAAUUUUGGUAUCGAUAAUGAUCAUAUUGAACAUUUAAGAGCGGUUAGUCAAAGUGUUUUGACUAUUCCUCAUGAAGAGAAAUUGAAGUAUUUAGCUAGUGCAGCAAGAAAAGAGGACGAAAAACCUGGUAACAUUGGUGGUGAAAGAGGUCAAGGAUUCAAACCAAAGGGAUACUGGGCUAUCAAGAAUGGAGUUAGAGACUCAAUUGAUUUUUAUAAUGUUAGAGAUACUUAUCAUGAUGACUUUUUAAAUCAUCCUGAAAGACAUCCUGAAUUACUUCAAGCCCAUUUGAAAGAAAUUGCUGAUUAUUAUAAUUAUUUACAUCGCGUUAUCUUACCACAAAUUUUAAGAUUAUGUGAUUUAAUCCUUAAAAUUCCAGAAGGUAGUUUAUUAAACCAUUAUUUUAAGAAUUCAGGUACUAAUCAAGAUACUUCAGGUAGUCAUGGUAGAUUAAUGCUUUAUCAACCAUAUGAUGAAGAAACCAGUUUAAAAGAAACUGAAAAUAUGUACUUAAGAGGACAUCUGGAUAUCAGUGCUUUAACAUUUAUAACUUCACAACCAAUUUUAAGUUUACAAAUUAAAGAUGUUUACAGUGGUAAUUGGAGGUAUGUUAAUCAUAGACCAAAUUCAUUGAUUGUUAAUAUUGGUGAUGCACUUGAAUUUAUUUCUGGUGGACAUUUCAAAGCUUGUUUACAUAGAGUUGUUCAACCUCCUAGAGAUCAAGUUGGUUUUAAUAGAUUAAUCAUAAUCUAUUUUUGUAAUCCAAGUAAUGAAAGUGAAUUAGAUCCUGAAGUGUUGAAUUCUCCUACCUUGGCUCGUUUAGGCUUAACUAAAGAAGAUAAGUUAAAAGAGUGGCAAAAGAUUCAGUUCCAUGAUUGGAAUGAUACUAAAGGUCAAUUAUUGGGGAGAUCCGAAGCGGGAGAGAGGAAUUUAUUAAAGUUCUAUGGAAGAUUCAUUGAGAGAUGGCAUCAUUUCCCUUUAGAAACAUAAUUAAAUCUAUAAUUACGUUAAAUCCAUUUAUGAUUAAUAAUACAUCGUAAAUUUUGCAGUGCAAUACCAAAGGUACGUAACGAUAAACUAAUAAUGAAAUACGGUCCUCUAUUCUCCUCUGGUAGAUAUAAUCUUUGCAUGUCUUCGCUAUAGAUUUUAAUUUCAAAAAUUAAUAAUUAUCACCGCCUUUUUUUGCGCUUCUGAGAAAGAAAAUGUUUAAUUUCCGUCCAACCGGCGAAGAUUUCCCAAUGGGGAACUUAAACGAACAUCUUAAUUCCUCCUGAGCGGCGUACAGCCGUAAAGCCCUUCAUUGUUGUUUUGAGUUUGGUUGCAACUUUAUUCCAACAUCUUGCAAUUAGUAAUAGAUUUAGUAAUUGUAGAAAGCUUCUGAAUAUGGACUUAGAUCCGUCUGCAAAGGCGGUUCUUAGUU